This is a messenger RNA of Cylindrotheca closterium, 837 nucleotides long. Lineage: Eukaryota; Bacillariophyta; Bacillariophyceae; Bacillariales; Bacillariaceae. The record is from the annotation of a GenBank genome assembly.
AUGACAACAGUGAACCUCGCCAAGUAUUUCGGUAGGGUAGGUCUUAGGGACCUCCAGCCUCCUUACACAGCCGACCGAGAUACGCUCAAACGAGUGAUGGAAGCUCAGUCGAAAUCCAUCGCCUUCGAAAAUAUUGACGUUGUCCAAAAGAAGUCAAUAUCCAUGGACCUUGAAGAUGUCCAAAAGAAACUUGUGGAAGACGUCCGAGGAGGAUACUGCUUUGAGCAGAACACUCUACUAAAGGCCGUACUUGAAGAAAUGGGGUAUUCGGUGGAACCAUCAUUGUGUCGUGUCCGAUGGGGCAAGCAAGAUGAUUCCGCUGGUCCCAACACGACCUUUACCCACUUGGUUCUCAAAGUUUUCACCAAAGACGGAAUCUUUCUAGCUGAUGUUGGUUUUGCUGGUACUAAUAGUAUUGAGCCCGUCAGGAUGGACAUUGGCGGUGAGAACCAGGAGUUGCCAGAAGGACGUUUUCGCAUUGUCCCAUCCAAACACAAGGGAUUUUUUGUUUUGGAACUUCUGGUCAAGGGAGAAUGGAGACCACUCUAUGAAUGGAGGGAUGAAAAGGCGCCUUUGGUCGACCAAGAAUGCUGCAAUUGGUUUUCUUGUACCAACCCAAAAGGUCGAUUCACAUCACAGUUCUUUGUUUGCAAGAUCAUUGGCGAGGAGCGACAUCAUAUUUUGAAUGAUCAGUAUGUCAUUCGAAAGGGAUUCGGAGCAAACUCGCAAGUGACAACAGAUACAAUAAGCGACAAGGCUAGAUUGGAGACCCUUGUUUCGGAUGUGUUUGGAAUCAAGCUUGAGGAUACGAGUGGAAUCGAUCGUUUUCUUAGCUAG